AUGGCCUGUUACCUCACUAUACUGGAAAUGGUCUUUGUUGUCAUUAUAGAACCAAAACUGCACAGACCAGGCAGAUAAGAGUCUGCAGCUGACUGCAAGGGUUGAAUUUGCAUUUAGUGGCUUUUCAUUUUCCAGGAGUUCCAAGGAGUUGUCGAUGCAAAUGAAGAAGGCCAUCAUUUGACUGAGAAAACAAAAGAAACCUAUCAGAGAGAUUUCAAAAACACUACGAGUGGCCAAAUCAGCAAUUUGGUACAUUCUUAACAAGAAGGAGUAAAACCAAGAGACCUGCAAGACCACUGAAGACGAGGAAAGUGAUGAUUGCAGAAUUAUUCUGAUGGUGAAGAGAAAAAAAACCCUCUCAACAUCCAGUUAAGUCAAGAACACACACAGGGAGGUGGACGUGUCAUUGCUAAAGUCUACUAUCAGGAAUGUAAAUAGAGAGGGUUUACAACAAGGCUAGUAAAAGAUUCUCUGGACUGAUGAAACAAAACUGAGCUUGUAUCAGAACGAUGGGAAGAGAAAAGUAUGCAGAAGUAAGUAGUAGUAUGUAAGUAGUAUUUAAGAACAUUAUAAAAUGUGUAGGUGUCACAUUUAUUGUCAUUUCUUUUGCUUCUGUAAGUUUUAAAAGUGCAUUUUGGAAAAUCUACAUACCAGGCACAGAUGAGAUCACAACAUUUGAUUAAGCACAAAGAGUUUGUGUGUUGGCACAGGGGCUGUUCUACAGGGGGCCCAACAGGAAACCCGUUCUACAGACAAAUUAAAAUUAAAGUCAAAAUGAAAUCAAAACUAAACCACAACUGACAUCUGCUCAGUCUGCUCACUCACAUCUGUACGUUCACAGUUUGUGGCACGCACACAUUUUAUUUUACAACUUCUGUUUCCCUCUCUCUCCUCCUCUGGUUGUGCCCACACAGCACUAACGUCAGGAUGUUGGAAGAAUCUAAACGUCGCCGACAUUCACCACGUGUAUGAAUAUUCAUCGCAGCUCAAAUAUUUCAAUUUGGGAGUAAAUUACGGAAAUUCUUUGCAGGAUGUGGGUCGCCUGGUGCAACUGGCACAAAAUGAGCAUCUCCUUGUGUCAUGUUCACUGUGAACACAGCUUUCAAAUCUAUGGUUCAUCCAUAGAUGGAUCUGCUCAGUUCCAAACACUUAAAUGAACUCCUGUGACAGUCUGCCCCCUCCUGGUGAAGUUGGUCCAGGACCACUCACUCACUCACUCACUCACUGUUACCACUGUAUCCUCCACAUGAGGGUCGUGUGUGUUUGUCAAACUCCUCUCACCUUUUCGUCCUCUGUCCACUCAGGAGUCCUGUGUCUCCUGGAGCAUGAUGAGGAGUACGUCUUCACGUUGCCUUGUGCCUACGCCCGCUCCAUCCUCACCGUUCCCUGGGUGGAGCUGGGGGGCAAAGUGUCCAUCAGCUGCGUCAAGAGCGGCUACUCGGCCACCGUCACCUUCCACACCAAGCCAUUCUACGGAGGGAAGGUGCACAGAGUGACGGCGGAGGUCAAACACAACCCGACCAACACCAUUGUGUGUAAAGCACAGGGUGAGUGGAACGGCACGCUGGAGUUCACCUACAGCAGCGGGGAAACCAAGGUGAUCGACACCACCAAGCUCCCAGUCACCAGGAAGAAACUCCGACCGGAGGAGCGACAGGGCUGGACAGAGUCCAGGUUGUUAUGGCAACACGUCACCAAAUCCCUGAAGGAAGGAAACAUCGAUGAGGCCACGGAGCACAAACACAAGCUGGAGGAGCGACAGAGAGCGGAGGAGAGGAAGAGGACGGCUGAUAAUAAACCCUGGACACCCAAAUACUUCACUAAAGAGGGCGACGGUUGGAUCUACAACAACCCACUGUGGAAGUCGACCUGACGGCAGAGCGACUCCGCGCCCCCGACGACCGAGACCCCGCCUCCGCGCGCCGAGGACGGGGGUCAGGGGGUCAGAGUGGAAGGCAGCGGUGUCUUCCACUGACCUUCAGACUCAAACUACCAACUCUUAUGGGACACACUCUUCAAAGAAGCAAAAGGUGCCAAAGGGAUGUCCACUGUUAUGAACCAAGACCUUGGGACAGAAGUACAUUUUUAUAUACAGUUAAUAGUAUUACUAUUCAAAGUAGAGUAUUUCUAUUUUUCACCUUGCCAAGGCCUUUUUUGCACAUGCACAGUAAUGACAUUAACCACCGGUUUGAUCUUUUCUUUUCUCAUGUUUUGGUUCAAAGCUUUCCGUUUGUCACGCAGCAUUCGUACGAGUCAAUGGACGUUAAUGUUAAUGAAUACACAUUAUAUGGAAGUAUGUACUAUAAUACGUCGUUUAUAAAGCACUUUUACCAUAGAAAUUAUUUACUAUUUUAUAUCUAUGGCUUUUACCAAUCAGGGUCGUCUCUAAGAGCUUUAAGGGAGAUUAAAAAUAACACCUGAGCAGAUUUAAUAUGAUACUCUUAUUAGAUGAUGUGUUUAUGUUAUUAUACAGUACAGAACGAUGAGCUACUCGAAGGUAAGAGGUCCUGAUUGUUUAGUCUGCACUAUGAAUGUAUGUGAUAGUACGCUACAUUACCAUCUUGCACCGCGUGCACCACGACGCGCUCUUUGUUUUACCCGUUCUACGUCGUUACCGUUGACACCGCGUCACCCACCGAGUGAGACGCCUCCCCAUCCCAUUACUACCUCUCUCAUUCAGACAUUCAAGCCAUUAGGCACUUUUUCCGUCUCCCCUCUCCAGAUAAAAACGCCGGGUUUGUUUGUGGUGAAUUGUUCUAGGGCGUCUUCUAAUUGUUUCCCUAUCUGUGCCCUCACAGUGGCACUUGUGUAAUUAAGCAGCCGCCGCACACGCAGUUAAUGCUUCUCCUUAGGUCGCCCCUGGUGAUGAAUAUGGAUGAGGCUCGCUCUCAUAUCUGUGUGUUGCUGGAAGGUUCCCUCUGUGAAGACGAGAGGAAUCUACCAGAAUAGCAAUCACAGGGAGCAGCAGCAGCGGGAGAGGAAAUGCAACCGUCACGCAACUGUAGUUUUCACCGUUUUACAGUAAACAUUUGAUGCAUUUUGUUGACAAUGUCCACAUUGAAUUGUUUCCCUAAAACGAAGCAAGUUGAGAAAAUGUCAGUAUAUUCACUUCAUCUUGUUCUCUGCUGAAAAUGUGUUUUUAUGGCCUUUUAGUGUUUCUUAUUUGUCAUGAACAGACAUUUUACAUUUAAACUCCUGCCACUUGUUUCAAUUAAAGUUACUGAUGUAUUGUAAUAUUGGUAUUUUGAACCAAGGGAAUUUACCAGAUGCCAGUUUGUAGCCUAUAAGCCAUAACAGUACAUGGCAUAUUCUAUUACAUUCUAUUCUAUUCUAUUCUAUUCUAUACUGCAGAAGAGAAUGAACCUGCAACCAGUGAGAAAACUAACUGUCACCCGUUACUUUACCACAGUUUGUUCCUGUUUUAUUACACUCGCCUUACAUACAACUAACUAAGUUUUCUAAGUCCACAAGGAUCCAGACUCACCCGAGUGGACAGUGAUUGUGGAUUAACGAAGGACUGACUGUGAAUAAAGACCUUGUACGUUUUUAAAAAUGA
Molecule: messenger RNA, 3556 nt
Organism: Solea senegalensis (Senegalese sole)
Lineage: Eukaryota; Metazoa; Chordata; Actinopteri; Pleuronectiformes; Soleidae
Product: oxysterol-binding protein-related protein 10-like
Exons: 4
Coding region: 1154-1873 (239 amino acids)
Cellular component (GO): membrane; cytosol; intracellular membrane-bounded organelle
Molecular function (GO): cholesterol binding
Source: RefSeq, a predicted model, not a curated record